Messenger RNA from Mesorhabditis belari, 4416 nucleotides. The record is from the annotation of a GenBank genome assembly. Lineage: Eukaryota; Metazoa; Nematoda; Chromadorea; Rhabditida; Rhabditidae.
AUGGAAAUUUGCAAACAAGAAAUUCGAAUUAUUACGCUUGAGAAAGGGCAACAUCGGGAUGACGUAAUUCAUCGUCUACAAAAAGGUUGGCGAGUGAGAUUCGUUCGUGGCGCCUCCCUUCUCAGCUGCUCGGAUAUUCGGUUAACGUGCAGUGUUAGCUCAAGUGAAACGGUAAAAUGGUCGCAUGCUGAGGAUCCUUUAGCGUCAACUGCUGAGGUGCUAUGUGAAAAAGCGGGCGCCUUCAAAUACGAAUUCUUUAUUGAAAAUGAGUCGUCGUCCUCUGGCGGUGGCCGUUUACUUGUUAUGCCUUCACUUGUCAUCAACGAUCAAGAACUACCUUUAGAUGGAAUAGCCUGCAUUACUCACAUAACAAAGCUACUAGGUCCACUCAGUGAAUGGGAAUCGCGAUUACGCAUUGUUGGUGAAUGUGGAUACAAUAUGCUUCAUUUAACGCCAAUACACAGGCUUGGGAUCAGUCAAAGCGCCUAUUCAAUCAUGGAUCAUCAUGCUUUGAAUGAUUCAUUUCAUACGGAUAAUGAAAAGUUUACAUUUGAUGAUCUGCACGAAACUGUCAAGAAAUUGGAAAAAGAAUGGAAUAUAGCCACAGUUCAAGAUGUUGUUUGGAAUCACGCAGCUAAAAAUGCCCCGUGGCUUCAGGAACACCCAGAAUGUGCGUACAACUGCUUGAAUAGUCCCCAUUUACGACCGGCUUACGUUCUAGAUAGGAUUUUGCAUUAUUUUGGUAAAGAGAUUGGAGAGGGAAAAUGGGCCGAUCGCGGAGUCCCACCCGUCAUUGACAGUGUUCAUCAUAUUCAUAACAUUGAAUACAUUUUGCGAACGGAAGUUUUACCUCGGCUCCGUUUUCACGAGUUUUUCCAAUGCAAUGUCGAUAAUUUGGAAGAAAAUUUUAAAGAGCUCUGUCGAAAAGAGGCUCGGAGUGAUUUCCAAAGAUCGAAUUUACAAUUUGGUUUGAACAGAGAAUGGCGUCGCUUUGGACAAGAAAUCGACUUUGAUCAAGCCCUAAAGGAGUUCAAUAUACACAAGGAUGAUGCCACUGACGAAAACGACCGUAUCGAGAAAUGCGCUGGCGCUUUUCGAGGACAUUUGGAGCAUCUAAACAAUGAAGGAGCUAAAAAAUCCUGGGAUAUUUUAAUGACUGGACUGAAAGCCAUUCUUGGGCAUAUAUCUUAUGAAAGAGUGGAAGGCCAUGGCCCACGAAAAGGUUUGGUGCGUGAAGAGGAACCCCUGCUAUGCGACUAUUUUCUGCACACAUUUGAAGAAUCAUCAUGGGAAACCGACGAAGCGCUUGCAUUUGAUCCGAGAACUGCUGAGAAACUGAUGGCAUUUAAUGGUUGGGUGAUGGGACUUGACCCAAUGAAGAAUUUUGCUCUCGCCGAUUCUGAGGUGUAUAUCAGCAGAUUAUUGGUUUGCUGGGGUGAUUCGGUGAAACUAAAUUACGGCAAUUGUCCUGGGGACAGCCCUUACUUAUGGGAGUACAUGCGAAAAUAUACGCAACAAGUCGCUAAAAUUUUUCAUGGAAUUCGAAUCGACAAUGCUCACAGCACACCGAUACAUGUAGCCGAGUAUUUGCUUAAUUCCGCACGUGCAGUUCGACCAGAUUUGUAUGUAUUUGCUGAGCUUUUUACUGGAAGUGAAGACGCCGACAAUCUUUUUGUUAAUCGACUGGGGAUUACUUCAUUAAUUCGAGAAGCCAUGGCAGCUCCGGAUUCCCACGAACAAGGCCGCCUUGUCUAUCGUUAUGGUGGGGACUGUGUUGGAGCGAUGAGGCAAAAAUCAAUCCGACCGGCAGAACGAUCUGUAGCACACGCAAUGCUUUUAGACCAAAGUCACGACAAUCCAACCCCAAUAUUGACUAGAUCUAUUUGGGAUCUACUACCAACAGCUGCCAUGGUAUCAAUGGCUUCGUGUGCUGUUGGUUCAACUCGCGGAUACGAUGAACUUGUUAGGCAUGCGAUCCAUGUGGUUUCCGAGACGCGACUUUAUGCACAAUGGGAUCUCAGUGUGAAUGAAAAACAAGGGUUGAUACGUGGCCGGCGAGUGCUCAAUCAGUUACACCAACGUUUGGCGUUAGAGGGAUACACUCAGGUUUUCGUUGAUCAGAUGAACACAGAUGUUGUAGGAAUUACGAGGCACAACCCGGAAACACAUCAAACGGUGGUUCUUGUCGCGCAUACGGCUUUCAAAGGACCCAAUGGCAGCCCUGGAUUAAAAUGGAUUCCCCUUGGUGGUUCUCUACAAGAAGUCUUAUUCGAAAUGACGUUUGAAAAAGUUGCAGAAGAUUCUGAGCCAGAAAGUAACACCGCCUUGAUCGGGAUCACAAAUUUUUCCGUGAACGUCAAGGAAAAUUUGCUGGUUGAUGAGGCAUCAACUUGCUGCCUUCACGAUAAAUUUCUUGAAUUAAAAAAUUUUUCAUCCGGCACAAUUCUCGCUUACAGCGUUCAACUUGACAAAGAAGCGCAGCUUGCUAUGGAUCUAGCUCGCAAGUACAGUGAAGGGCGGGACAAUGAUCUAAAUCAAGAAUUGGAUAAAAUUUUAUCAACGCUAUCCUAUUCGGCAUUCCACUUUUUGCUAUUUUCGACUGCUGCAGAAGAUCAGACCUUGAUUGGACAAGGGGCAUAUGAUGUUCCAAAUCAUGGAUCUUUUGUAUAUUGUGGACUACAAGGAAUAAUACCUCUGCUGAAAAGAAUUCGGGAAAACAAUGAUCUUGGCCAUCCGAUAUGUCAGAAUUUGCGAGAUGGAACUUGGUUGGCCGACUACAUGGUCAAUCGUCUACGCGAGAGGAGCGGAGAAUUUAAAGAGUUAGCUGAGACCUGCUCAAAAAUUUUUGGACUUUUACCCGCUAUUCCAUAUUAUCUCCGGCCUUGCUAUUUUGAGGCAUUGGUUGGAUAUUUGUAUACUGCGAUCCGGAGAACAUUGAAUGAUCGCUUUUUAGCAACAAAUCCGUUGAUGAACUCGCAUUUGGCAAAAUCUCUUUUGUUAUCAACGAUUUCUUUUGUCGCCGACAUUCCGGGAGCUCGACUGUCUCCUUUGGUUGAUUCAGAAAAAAGGCAAAUUCCUUCACUUGCUGCUGGACUACCACAUUUCACGACUGGCAUUUGGAGAAACUGGGGUCGAGACACAUUCAUUGCACUACCCGGCUGUCUGCUUGUUCCUGGGCGAUUCGAAGAAGCGAAAAACAUCAUUCUUUCAUACGCUGGCUCAAUGAGACAUGGAUUAAUCCCUAAUUUACUUGCAGAAGGAAAGGGCGCUCGUUACAACUGCAGAGAUGCUACAUGGUUUUGGCUGUACGCAAUUGUUCGCUAUGCACAUAUGGCCCCAGAUGGUGAAGCGAUUUUAAAAGAAUCUGUUUUGAGAAUCUUUUCCACUGAUGAUGCUGAAUUUAUGGUUGACUCGAGGGUUGAAUCUCUUGCGGAGACAGUUACUGAGGCUUUGCAACGACACUUCUCGGGCAUUGCGUAUCGUGAACGUAAUGCUGGCACAGCAAUUGACGAACAUAUGAAAGAUGAAGGUUUUAACGUUCGAGUAUGGGUGAAUCGCGACAAUGGAUUUAUCUAUGGAGGUAACCAGUGGAAUUGUGGCACAUGGAUGGACAAAAUGGGCAGCUCUGAUAAAGCUGGGAAUAGAGGGCACCCGGCAACGCCAAGAGAUGGAGCAGCAGUAGAAAUCCAAGGUCUAGCUGUGGCCGUGCUUAAUCAAAUGGAAACUUGGGCCCAAUCCAGAAAAAUCGCUACUUUAGGAGUCUCUGAUGGUGAAUCGAAAUGGAGUUGGGGAGAAUGGAGUAAACGCAUAACGUCGAAUUUCCGUAAAUGUUUCUACAUCGAAGAAAACUGCGCUGACAAAUUUGUGAACAAAAAAGGUAUUAUCAAAGACACUUUUGAAUCCUCACAGGGGUAUACCGACUAUCAAUUGAGACCGAACGCUUGCAUUGCUGUUGCAAUUGCGCCCGAAUUGUUACCAAAUGAAUUGAGCUGGAAUGCUUUGGAAAUGACAAAACAGCACUUAUUGGGACCAUUGGGAAUUAAAACUUUAGAUUCGAGUGAUUGGGCAUAUAACGGCUGUUAUAAUAAUGACGAUGAUGGCUCAGAUCGCAAGACCGCAAAAGGAUGGAACUAUCAUCAAGGACCUGAAUGGCUUUGGGUAGCUGGAUAUUACUUAAAGGCAAAAACUGUUAUUGGCUCUAAAAUGGGUGCUGAUAAAUGGAAUGCUGCAAAGAAAGAGGUUGAAACACAUUUGGGGCGAUGUCAAGAGCACAUUGACUGUUCGACAUGGAGCUCACUUCCUGAGCUGACACAGGCAAAUGGCGAACAUUGUCACGGAAGUUGCCCAGCUCAAGCGUGGAGCGUUGGCGUUAUACUCGAAGCCUAUGUGGAUUUGAUCAACUUGCAAUCCAAAAUG